GCUCUUCUUCGCAAUAGAACAUCUUUGAUGGACGUGUCGCGUCUCGGCCAAUCAGCGUUCAGAUGUCCACAGCGUUUGGGAAGUUAGGUUAGCUUGAAUGUUAGUCCGCUACAUCUGCUGCUGUCACGCUGCACGGUGUAGCGAUACUAACAAAGUACCCACAUGUCAGACCAAGUUCCCCCAGAGGUGAGACCCAAACCGGCCGUCCCCACCAAGCCCCCAAAUGUGGGGGCUCCUUCCCCUUCCAGCCCCUUCCCGCCCCAGGGCUUUGGAGGAGGAGGAGCUUCAUCUCUGCCUCCAAGUGCCAUUCCGGUCGCCAUCGGGAGUCACGUGGCCAGCCACACUGUGGGCCACGUCGGGGGUCUCGCCGCAGCACACAACGGGGGUCAAGCCCAUGCAGGCUCCAACAGGUCCGCCGGUGGAUCCAUUCUGAUGGGCUAUAUUGGUAUUGACACCAUCAUCGAACAGAUGAGGAAGAAGACCAUGAAGACGGGCUUUGACUUCAACAUCAUGGUAGUCGGUAACAGCGGCCUCGGAAAGUCAACUCUGGUGAACACCCUGUUCAAGUCCCAGGUGAGCCGGAGGAGUGCAGGGUGGUCCCGCGAUGAGAAGAUCCCCAAAACUGUCGAGAUCAAAGCCGUGUCCCACGUCCUCGAGGAGGGCGGUGUGAAGAUGAAGCUGACACUUGUGGAUACCCCGGGCUUUGGAGACCUAAUCAACAACAACAACUGCUGGGAGCCCAUUUGCAAGUACAUCAACGAGCAGUACGAGAAGUUCCUGAAGGAGGAGGUCAACAUCACCAGGAAGAAGCGCAUCCCCGACACCAGGGUGCACUGCUGCAUAUAUUUCAUCUCCCCGACUGGACACUCACUUCGGUUGCUCGACAUCGAGUUCAUGAAGCGCUUGAGUCACUCGGUCAACAUUAUUCCCGUCAUCGCGAAGUCGGACACGAUGACCAUCGAGGAGAGGCUGGAGUUCAAACAAAGGGUAAGGAAGGAUCUGGAGACGGCCGGGAUUGAGUUCUACCCACAGAAGGAGUUCGAUGAGGACAUGGAGGACAAGAGCGACAAUGACAAGAUCAGAGAGGCGAUACCCUUCGCUGUGGUGGGCAGCGACAAAGAAUAUCAAGUGAACGGCAAAUGUGUUCUGGGGAGGAGGACGGCGUGGGGCGUGGUAGAAGUUGAAAAUCCAAACCAUUGUGAGUUUUCUCUGCUGAGAGACUUCCUUAUCAGGUCUCACCUCCAGGAUUUGAAGGAGGUCACUCACAACAUUCACUAUGAAACCUAUCGUGCCAAGAGACUGAACGAGAACGGCGGUCUCCACCCCAUAUCCUCCCACGGCACCCAAGAAAGCAACCUGUAGUCAGCUCAGUCAGCGUGAGAAUAAAAACAAUCAAGCUGAUAGAGGAAUCUACAGAAUAUUGUAAUCAUUGUCACUGCGGCAUUGAUGCAUGCUCGAAAAAAACGUUUCAUUCUGUAAAAAUCGGUGUCAUUCAAACAUGUGAUUUUUUUUUUUCUCCUCCUGAUCCCUAACUCCUCCCAUCGUCGACACGUUGGUCCCCACACACACAUCAAACCCCUCUGGUUCAAUUUCAAAGUCAUUCCGAUGAGUAUUUGGAAAGAGCAAUGUAUUUUAACUCUAAAUCUGUCCUUCUGUACACAUUACAUCUAUUGCAUCUGUCCAUCCUAGGAGAGGGAUCCUCCUCUGUUGCUCUCCUCCAGGUUUCUUCCCUUUUUUUCCCCCUGAAGGGUUAUUUGGGAGUUUUUCCUGGUCCGAUGUGAGGUUUUGGGGCAGGGAUGUCUAUGUGUACAGAUUGUAAAGCACUCCGAGACAAAUUUGUAAUUUGUGAAAUUGGGCUAUACAAAUAAACUGAAUUGAAUUAAACAGGCUGAGUGCCAUUACAAAACUAACACUUAAUCAGCUGCCAAUGCCUUGUCAUGCAUCGCCUGACGGUUAGUGUCGGAUUAGAAAGCGCCACGUUACUUUGUGUAUCAGAGGCACGGUUUAAGUUUGAGUGUUGUGAAGCAGCGGAUGCCUGAAUUAAUUUGCAGAAAUGGUUACAAUCAUAAAUCCUGCACAGCUCGAGACAGCUACACAUUGUUGAUUUAAAACAGCUGAUAUCAGGGAAGAAUCCCGGCGGCUUCCCCUGCGCCGUCUGUUUAGAUAUUCACCCCUCACAAAGAAAGCCAAUGAACAGUUCCCCGACCUGUUUACGUUUGAUUUUUACCAUUUAAAAAUAGUUUGUGUAGUUUUACCUGCCUGCAUGAGAGAAAACUGCAACAUCAUUCACAUAUGAAAUGCAACUAUGUGGGCAUCCGUGUGUGUAUGUGUAAGGGUGUGUGUGUGUGUGUGUGUGUGUAAUUAAAGAAUUCCACCACAGUAGGUACAGAGGAAAAUAAAUGCUCUAAUGCUCGUGAUCACAUGCAUUAGCCGCGUUUGCUCCCUGGAGGAUAAUUAUAACACAUAUCAGUGGUUUUAAUAUCUACAUGUUUUCUUUGAUUGACAACAUGCCCCUGCCGCCCACCCCACAUGUUCACGGUAAUCUAAAGGCCUGCAGCAUGUCAGCAAAAAUAAACACUACCCUCGUGUUUUGUUUUUUUCUUGGUAGAUUUGAUGCAUUUUUCGUCACCCUCCCCAUUAGCCACUCAGGAAAAUAAUAUUUUCUUACCCAAAAUAACUCCCACCAAGCACACGGUGCCGGUGGUUAGAAACACAUUCAACUUGUUUGAUGACUUCUGCAAAGAUAUCAUUUGUUUGUGUGAACAAUACAGAAAUCUAACGUGACCAGUAUUUUUGUUGAUGGCAUUUAAAAAGAUAGUUCCUGAUGUUCGCCACUCGGGGGCAGCACUCUGACACGUAUGAGCAGGGACUUCCUCAGACACUCCGACCGCUCAGAUUAUUUUAGGUAGUUGAUACACAGUUGAGUGUUAUUUCCUGAUGACGUUGACAGAGUUUGGGUCCUCCACAGCGGUCAGUGAGAACAUCUCUCCAGACCAGGUUUACAAGAAACUUUAAGUAUAUUACCCCAGUGGGAUGCACUCAAAGCAACUCGAUGAACUAAGUUGAAUUGGUAUUUAUCGAGAGCUCCUCCAGAGGUCAACAGUCACGCUGCUCUGUGUGUCUGCAGCACAGCGUGAAUAUGCCAAAACUACGAGUAGUUCAAUCUAUCCAUCUAGCAAUCUUUCUUUGUUUUGGGUUGAGUCGUCAUGUUUAUACAGUCACACACAUUUGUGCGAGUUCGAUCGAUGAAAUGUGAUUCGUCUGCAACACGUUGCCAAUAGUCGUCUGUGAUUUUAGUGCAGUCAAAGGUGUGAAGCAGAGAUGUGGAAGUGCUGUUGUUGUGUGCAUGCUUGUGUCCGUACUGCCUGAUCGCUCACAGACGAUCGGUUCACACAUCGCUGCGACUUCAGCUGAUCCGCUCCUUCUAAAUGUGUCAUGUGUACAUUGAAUUGCUCGUGAGGUGAAAUCGCUGCUGUCUUAACUCCCUGUAACUGAACUGACAGCCCGCUAUCACUCACCCCUUUGAACCGGUAGAACUUCACAAUGUACAUUUAGUUGAUAACCACUUUUCUCAAAGUUGUCGUGACACAUUGAGAUCUCGUUUUCAGUGUUAUAUUGAGUUAUUUGUACAUUAAUGUCCUAUUAUUGUAAUUUAUUCUUUAUGUAAUAAAAUCACAUUCCCAUGGUU
This is a messenger RNA of Pseudoliparis swirei, 3688 nucleotides long. It is a transcript of the gene septin3, whose product is annotated as septin 3. NCBI's taxonomy places the organism in Eukaryota, Metazoa, Chordata, Actinopteri, Perciformes, Liparidae. Gene Ontology annotation, biological process: cytoskeleton-dependent cytokinesis. The transcript has 10 exons. Gene Ontology annotation, molecular function: molecular adaptor activity; GTPase activity; GTP binding. The record is from RefSeq and is a predicted model, not a curated record. Gene Ontology annotation, cellular component: septin complex; microtubule cytoskeleton; neuron projection. The coding region runs from base 163 to 1362 and encodes 399 amino acids.